Molecule: messenger RNA, 1545 nt
Organism: Acanthamoeba castellanii str. Neff
Lineage: Eukaryota; Discosea; Longamoebia; Acanthamoebidae
Product: cytochrome b-like heme/steroid binding domain containing protein
Exons: 8
Coding region: 1-1545 (514 amino acids)
Biological process (GO): lipid metabolic process
Cellular component (GO): membrane
Molecular function (GO): oxidoreductase activity, acting on paired donors, with oxidation of a pair of donors resulting in the reduction of molecular oxygen to two molecules of water; heme binding
Source: RefSeq, a predicted model, not a curated record
AUGGUCCUCACAACCCCGGCCCUCAACCUGAAGAAGGAACGAACGUCGUUCACCCAGGAGGAGCUUUCCAAGCUCUGGGUCCUUCACGGCCAGGUGUACGAUUUCACCGACUUUGUCAAGUACCACCCGGCCGGCAGCAGGGCCAUCCUGCUCGGCCGUGGCCGUGAUUGUACCGUGCUCUUCGAGUCCUACCACACAGUCCUGCCUUCCGAUGCUCUUCUCGAGAAGUACCGCGUCUCUGCUCCCAACGUAUGUACUACACUCAGUCUUCCCCUCCCCAAUUCAUCUUUUGCACAAGAUUACUUUCGAAUCUCAGGGGACGUUGGAUUACACAAGCGUUCUCUCCAACUCCUCUCGUUUUGCGUAAUACUCGAGGCCCACACAUCUUACUAUUUUGUUUCCACGUGGCCACGUAUAAUCAAGAAAUUUUGCCCUUGGUCAGCCAAGCUCGAGGAGAGCCGGUCAGCCAAGCUGUUCUCGUUCGAGGAGGGUGGCUUCUACCGAACCCUCAAGCAGCGAACGCGCGAGUACUUCAAGACCAACAACCUGAGCACCAAGGCCACCACGAUGGAGGUCAUCUACUUCGUGGCCACCAUCCUCAGCAUCUACUUCUGCACGUGGGCCGCCUUCGUGCAGGGUUCCCUCAUCGCCGCUGUCCUUCACGGAGUGGGCCGUGCGAUCUGUAUCAUACAACCGACUCAUGCGACUUCGCACUACGCCAUGUUCCGCUCAGUGUGGCUCAACCAGUGGGCCUACAGGAUCUCCAUGGCCGUCAGCGGAUCGUCGCCGGCCCAGUGGACCACCAAGCACAUCAUCAACCAUCACGUCGAGACCAACCUGUGCCCCACCGAUGACGACACCAUGUACCCCAUCAAGCGCAUCCUGCACGAGUUCCCUCGUCUGUUCUUCCACAAGUACCAGCACAUCUACAUCUGGCUGGUGUACCCCUACACCACCAUCUUGUGGCACUUCUCCAACCUGGCCAAGCUCGCCCUCGGCGCCGCUCGCGGUCAGAUGUACGAGGGUAUCGCCAAGGUGAGCCAAGAGACCUCGGGUGACUGGGUGGAGACGGCCAUGACGCUGUUCUUCUUCACGUUCUUCCGUCUGCUGCUGCCCUUCCUGUGCCUGCCCUUCACCACGGCCGCCGCGGUGUUCCUGCUCUCCGAGUGGACCUGCUCGACCUGGUUCGCGCUGCAGUUCGCCGUGAGCCACGAGGUCGACGAGUGCGUCGAGCACGAGAAGUCGGUCCUCGACACCCUCAAGGCCAACGAGGCCAAGGGCAUCGUCAACCAGGGCGGCCUCGUUCGGGCCUCGCACAACUACUCUGCCGACUCCCUGCUGUCGCUCCACUUCAGCGGUGGCCUCAACCUUCAGAUCGAGCACCACCUCUUCCCCUCCGUCCACUACACUCACUACCCUGCCCUGUCCAAGAUUGUGCAGCAGACGUGCAAGGAGUUCAACUUGCCCUACACUCUGUCGCCGUCGAUGAUGGGUGCCGUGACCAAGCACUACCACCAGCUCAAGAAGAUGGGUGCUGAGAACUAA